UUUCAAUAAUAUAUUUACUAUUCAAGUUUUCACAUAAGAAUGUAACUCCAGUACAUAAUUAAUUCUCUAUUCUAAUCUUUUCUACCGAUAAAUGCAUCGCUACCACUACUCUCCUUGAUGCAUUCAUCCAUAACUCCUAGCAUUCUCCGUAAUAAAGAAUAGCGAAAAUAUCACCGGUGGACUUUGUGUGAACAAAAAUAUAACUCUUUUUAAUUUGGACAAAAAAGUAACCAUUUUUAAAAUUAAAAAGCAAUAUGUUCUGCCGACUCCCAAACCCAGCAACGAAUGAAGCCUUCAUCUUCCCCCAUCGCCUCUGCAUCUUCGAACCAUGUCGCGGCCGCCGCCUUUCGUUCGCCAUCUUCCUCUCGCGCCACCGCUACAAGUUCUCUCUGCUGCACCGCCAUCUUCGGCCAUCCUUCCUUCUAUUUCUAUCUAGAUGCAGGGAUGACAUGAUUCCCAUUGACUGAGCGGAAAUGGGGUGAUUCCGACUAUAAAGGGGCUAAAUCCGAGCUUCGAGGGUUGUAUAAGAGGGCUGAAUCUGAUGGGCCAGCAUCGAGGGCGGCGAUCGACCGCUUCUGGUUCUGGAUCCGCCAACCUCGGUGGAUGACGGCUCAGGUUUGACGCAGCGGGUCCCGGAUAUGCCGAAUCCACCGUCCUCGAAGUAGGAGAAGGACCUGAAGGACCGAUAGGGGGCGGCCAGUGGAGGGUGCAGGGGGCGGGUUGGGCAGCGAUCCGAUGCGUAGAUCUGGGGGAGGGGAGGGGCUAGGGACUGGAGUAGGCGGCUUAGGGCAGGGGAGGGGGCUGGGAUGGGGCAGGGGUGGUGGAUGUGGUCGGGCAGAGUCUUGUUGUUGGGCAGAGUAUCUGGCAGUUACACUGAUGAGGGUUGCUGCGGCCGGAGUAUCUUCUGGUGGGCGGCGACUGUCACCGGUCGGAGGUAGUGGUAGAUGUCAAUGUAUUCGUGUUACUAUAGUCAGAAUUUGGAACGGGUAUGUCACUGCGGAGAUGUCACUGUGGCCGCCCGCGGCGGCGGCGGCGAUCCGGGCGCGGCAGCGACAGUGACUCGGCGGCUGUGACAUGGCAACCGUAUCGGCCGGAGUAACUUUUGUCGGGUGGCGUCACUGAAAAAUCAGUGUCAUUAGGCAGUGACAGCGUCACUAUUGUGUCACUGUGGUCGUUGUCACUAUUGCCGGUGACGGUCUCCGACGGCGGCGGCGGUCACCAGUGGGAGGUGGUGGCAAGGAGGGUGGAUGUCAUUGUGUCUCGUGUCACUGUAGCAGUGGGUAUAUAAGCAAGUUUGUCACUUAUUAAUCAUAUUUCAGGAAUUUUUAAAAAAGAUCACUUCUCUACCUAUUACCCUUUUAUUAGUAACUAGUAGCUCACCCGUACGAUGCACGGACAUAUAAAUUACAUACAAAC
This is a messenger RNA of Cuscuta epithymum, 1416 nucleotides long. Lineage: Eukaryota; Viridiplantae; Streptophyta; Magnoliopsida; Solanales; Convolvulaceae. The record is from the annotation of a GenBank genome assembly.